Marchantia polymorpha subsp. ruderalis is the source of this 1910-nucleotide messenger RNA. Lineage: Eukaryota; Viridiplantae; Streptophyta; Marchantiopsida; Marchantiales; Marchantiaceae. The record is from the annotation of a GenBank genome assembly.
GCUCGCUACGCUUCUGGCGUCCAUUGUACAUAAAGUCCUGUAUUGCAAGUUUCCGCGUGCAGCGGGGCGGGUUUCGCUCGGCACUCCUUCUUCUUCUUCCUCCGGCUCGCUUUCUAUAGUUGCGCUCUCGCUACGCUUCUGGCUCGCGUCGUACAAGUGCGCCAAUUCUCUGCCGUCUCGUCUUGUGUGGCCUGCAAUUCCUCUCUAGAUCUGUCCCGCCGUGCACGAAUUGUGGUGUUUCAGGACCUUGUGCGAGUCUUCAGUCCGGUGUCCUGUCUUUCUUUUUUUCUUCCUUCCAUCCUUCCAUCCUUCCAUCCUUGCUUGCUUCCGACUUUGGCCUCUUCCUUCUCUGUUUGAUCUUGAUCGAGUUUCUACGUCGACGUCGUCGUCACCACAUCGAGGGGCCAAUUGCACUUGUAAAAUCGCAUUGUUGAGGGGGUUCGGCGAGAGGACGGGGCCCGAGAACAAGCGCCUUCGGCUUCACCCCUCCAGCAUGAGGCGAGAAGGACGAAUUCACGGAUCGUAUGUGAGAGAGAGCAAGCAUGCAGCGUGGCCCCCUGUAAAGCCUGCGAACAAGCCGACGAGUCAUAGCAAGUGUACAGGAAAAUGCGGCAACGGGAGAGUGCGUUGCAAAUGCUGCGCUUUCGCUUUGCCAGUGGACAAGUCGUUGAACAAAACCAAGGGAUUUGUCAAAGCGAAAGCGUACAACAUCACCAGCAAUUACAAGAUGCAGGAGUGGCGCGUCUGUGACUCAUCGCCGCCGUCGUCCUCGUCGUCGAAGAAACCAAUUCUUAAGGUUGAGAGGACGUUUUGCGCCUGGGAUCAGAAUCCGGAUCUUGAUUACCAGCCGAGUGAUAGUGAGUGUGAAGACGAGUCUCAACAAGACGAUGAUGUCAAUGAUCAGGACGAGGAGCCCAAUUCUUGGACCUCAGAGAUCGUGGUGCCUAUCGAGAGCUUAUUGCGCGCUCCAAAGAGCCGCCUAACAGUGCCUAACAACGUCUCGGAAGAUGUCGACGAAAGCACAAGCGAUAGCGCAUCUGACAGCGGUGAAAGCUGGGCAAGUAUUGAUUUCUCUAUGUUUACGGGCAACGUCCACUCGACUGACAACGAGCACGACACUGACAGCGAGCACGACACUGACUGCGAUGGCAGCUUUGGAGAUUAUUGGUAUAUGGUGAACGAGGUUCAGUCGGAGUUGGAAUAGAAGUCGAACCCCUUGUACAUUUUAGUGAACUCUCUGUGUAUAUUUACAUCUCGUAGGAACUUAGCCAUUCAUUUUUUUCAAGGAAAGGAAAACAGGAGGAUGCCAAGCAUUUACGAGGACGUUUUGUAACAUUAAGUCAGUUUGUGCAUAGGUGACGGAAAAGCCCAAGAAAAAAAGGAAGGGGCAAGACGAAAAGGUCUAGAAAAGAGAGCAAUUGCCCUGACUGUUUUUGUAACAACCAUUUAUGACUUUCUCUGUCUUGUUCCCACCAUUCUUGUCUCGCCUUAUCAGUGUUCCAUAAAAGAUUCGUGAUGAUGAAAGGAUAGACGGUGAAGAGUCAAUUUGUGGAAGGAGAAGAAUGUUCUUCUGCUGCACUCGUUGACAAAUAAAGACGAGCCACACUUCUUGGCGUCCUACAGCUGGUUGGGUGUUCUCUUUGACUUCCUUGAUGCUUGUUGUUCUCGCCCUUCUCUCCCGGCAGGUGAUAAUUCCGAAACUUGCCUAAUCUUUCUCAGACUUCGUUUCUUCAGCAGAGUACCGAAUGUACGACCAUCCUUCGUCACAUAGCAUGAUAUUUGCACGCAUUCUCGUCGUCCUAAACAGGAGUUAGUCAUUGCCGCAUGCUUUAACUGCCUGACUGGUUCUGUUCGUCGUGUUCUCAUGCCUGUCCUUCACUGUUUUGUGCUUGUUAAAUUAUACAGGAUUU